Mycosarcoma maydis (corn smut) is the source of this 4914-nucleotide messenger RNA. RefSeq lists its product as uncharacterized. The record is from RefSeq and is a predicted model, not a curated record. NCBI's taxonomy places the organism in Eukaryota, Fungi, Basidiomycota, Ustilaginomycetes, Ustilaginales. The transcript has a single exon. Gene Ontology annotation, cellular component: cytoplasm. Gene Ontology annotation, biological process: actin cytoskeleton organization; signal transduction. Bases 1 to 4914 code for a protein of 1637 amino acids.
AUGUCGACUUCCAACCACGCCAAUGACGCUGAUGCCGGUGCGUCUACGUCAGCAGAUCAGUCGCAGCAGCAGUCCUUGCCACCAUUGCAUCAUCCACAGCGCUCCAACACAGCACACUCGGACGGCAGCAGCUCGUACUAUUCUAACGUCGCCGAAGAUCUCAAGCGUGCCACCGCAGAUAUCAACCUCGCUGGCUCCUCACAGUCAGCCGCUGCAGCUUCCGGCUCUCAACAGCGCCUCCAACCCUCUGCCGUGCCAAUGUUGCAAUCACGUUCGCACGAGCCAACCACACCCGCCCCGGCUUCCGAUCCAAACGCACAGCAACAGUCAUUGCGUCCAUCCACCUCCUUAGCCACUAGCAUUGCGACAGACGCAACCUCUUCGCGCAAUCGUGCAGACAUGGACAGGAUAAAGAGUCGCGCUGUAGAUCCGGGAUGGAGCUGGGAAAAGGAAAGAGAAAAAUACGAAGUAUCCAGCUCGAUGCGCUCCAACAGCGCCGAGUCUGCUCCCAGCCUGCCUUCCCGUGCCUCCUCUCGUCCUCCACCCCGUCUCGACACCUCCAGUCUACCAAGAACCAACAAUGGCCCAGAUCUCGCGCCCUCCAGCGUCUCGGGCGUCCAUUCCAACUUUGCCUCGCCUCAGAACCUCCAAGCUCCUUUCAACCCUAUUUCUGGCAACGCCGCCGUCGAGCGUCCAGCACCGAAUUCAGUCUCUUCCAACACAGAUGCAAAUGGUUCCGCGUCAACACCAUCUGGCUCCUCCGCUCCUGCGCCGGACCAGCAGAGAUCAGCUCAAACAUCGUCAUCCUCCGCCACCUCGCCGAGACGGCGCGAUCAGACCUGUCAAGCAUGCGGCAAGAUCAUGACUGGUCAGUUUGUCCGAGCGCUCGGCAGCGUCUACCAUCUCGACUGCUUCCGAUGCAACGACUGCGACAAAGUCGUCGCCGCCAAGUUUUUCCCAGCUACCGACGACAUGGUCGACUCCUCGGGCACAGGCCGUCUCUUUCCUCUCUGCGAGACCGACUACUUUCGACGUCUCGACCUCAUCUGUGCAAAGUGCAGCGGUGCGCUAAGAGGCAGCUACAUCACGGCGCUUGGCAAGAAGUUUCACGUCGAGCAUUUCACCUGCUCGGUCUGCCCAACCGUCUUUGGUCCUCAGGAUAGCUACUACGAGCAUGACGGCAGUGUCUUUUGCCACUUUCAUUACAGCACCCGCUUCGCCAUCAAGUGCACAGGCUGCAAAACGGCCAUCCUCAAGCAGUUUGUCGAGAUCAAUCGCAACAACACAGACGAACAUUGGCAUCCCGAGUGCUACAUGAUCCACAAGUUCUGGAACAUCAAGUUGUGUCCCACCGGAUCCACUCCCAAAGACGGCGCCGCAGCCGUGUCCGAAGUGACUGCUACCGACAACGGAAUCGACAGCCCCGCGCUGCAGCACUCAGCCAGUCAAGGAGACGCCGUCGAGUCGUCGCCCGGUCAAUCCGCUCCUUCGCGCACAGAGCCAUCUCCCGACGCUACCGAGAUCGAGGCCACCGAGACACCUUCCAGUCUCAAGCACAAGCAGAAACAGAUGGAGGAGCGCGUCUACCGCAUCUGGACCGUACUUUCUGCCUUUGAAGAGAGCUCCGCAGCGUGCAUCUCUGAAAUGCUCCGCCACGUCAGCAGCGGCCGCUACCUCGGCGGUGUCAGGAUGGCUGAGAAGUUCAUCCUACAUGUCGAGAUUCUUUUCUCUGCCAUCGACGACUUGGAGGCCAACUUUCGCAAGGAAGAUGCCAAAGGCGUCUCGCACAUUCGUGAAGCCAGAAUGUUAUGCAAGAAGAUCGUCAACUUCUUUUCCUUGCUUUCGCACACGCAGGAAACAGGUGCAAGGAGGAUGGGCAUCACUCAGGAACUCCUCUCGCUCGUUACGGGUCUGGCACACUAUCUCAAGAUCCUCAUCCGUAUCGCCUUGACGGGCGCGCUCAAGUUGGACCGCGAGUUCAACAACGAAAGCGCUCUCCAUUGGUUCCUGAGCCAGCUCGCCUUUUCCGCCAAGCUGGGCAGCAUCACUGCCGACGACAAGCAGGGCACGCAGCAGCCCAACACUAAUACCGUCGGCCCAGACGGCAAAUGGUAUGGCUACCGCUCCCUGCCCCGAUCCACCAGCUCGGGCUCGAGCGAAAACGGCGAAGCAGCAACCGAUCUUUGCGUUGCAUGUGGAUCCACCGUUGAAGAAGAGUGCUUGCGUAUGGGCGUCAAUCUGCGAUGGCACUCCAACUGCCUCAAGUGCUCGACGUGUCAGCGACCUGCUCUGCGUGAUGGAGCGUCGACGCGCAAGCAACCUGACCCUGUACCUGGUGCACCGGAGCCAUUACCAGCUUCGCAGUACGGUCUCGAGUCCAAGCGCAGACCGUCCGAGGGUAGCGCUGGUCUCCAGAGCGGUCCGCGCUCGUUGUCUUCCAGCUCGUGGACGUAUGCCUGCUUCUGCCCCCAGUGUUCUGGCGGCUUACAGCUCCGGACAGGCUUUGAGUCGGUCACAAGGCUGGAACAAUAUGCUUUCCUCUUACGUGUUGCGCUCAACCGCCUAUUUGCAUUGCUGCGCAAGCGCGGCGUUGUUCCGCCUUCGCCGCCAGUUUCAGCGACGCGUCAGGUGGGAGGAACUGACACUUCCACGCCGGGUGCUGCAUCGCCAGCUGAUGCCAACGAACAGGUUUCAAUGCACGAGGCGUACCGCGACUCGCAAGACAUCAAGCGAAUGAAGUCGGUGAAUCUAAAUCGCAAGUUGUCGACCAAGGCAAAGGUGCCCCGCAUCUCUACGGUGGUUGGCAGUCCGUCAGGACGGCAGACGCAGACGUCUGAUAUGCAGAAACACUCUCCCUCCGACAUUGGCCUGCAGACCGACAGCAGACGUUCACCUCGUCAAGCCAGCCCUGGCUCCUCGCCGAGGGAACCUAGUUCGCCCUUCAAGCGUGAAGUCGGUUCGUCUCGAGAACCCUCGCCGUCGAGUCGGGCACGACAAGCACAGCCGCCGCAAGGCUACCAGCAGCAGCAGCAGCAACAGCAACAGCCGUACAAACAGCAGCAGGUGUUCCAGCCGGUCCAGCAACAGCAGCAUCUUCCGUUUGCAUUGCCUCCCCAGCAGCAGCAGCCUCCUCAGUUUGGCAGCGGCACGUCCGGACGUUCUGGAUCGCCCUCAAACCUGGAGCCUGGCUCGAUUGUGCCGAUCCGACCUGCGUUUGCACGCCACAAUACCGACGUCAAGAUUCGCGAAGACGGGCCUAUGCGACAGCCUUCCGGCGAUGAAAUCCAGCGCGAGACAAGGAGUGAGGACGGCAUCACGCUCGCUGAUAUCCCGCACAUCUUGGAAGCCGAGCAGGCGCGCGAGCAGCACCGACCGCUGCCAAGCGAAGGCACGCGCUGCAUCUCCGAGUUGUCGGCUCUGGAGCUGUUUAUCGUCAAGCACAUGGCAGUCAUGUACCUUCAGCAGUCGGCGCUGCGAGACCACGUCAACCUGGACGAUUUGAUCGAAUUCAUCGAGACGCGCAAGAACACGUUUUGGGGCAAAAUCUUCAAGGGUGGCAAGGACAAGAAGGAGAUCAAGAAAAAGGGCGUAUUUGGCAUCCCUCUCGAGAUUCUCGUGGAACGCAAUGGCGCCGACUCAACGCUGGGUGCUAGUGCAGCACAUCUGCGCGUACCUUCGUUCAUCGACGAUGUGAUCUCGGCCAUGAAGCAGAUGGAUUUGUCAGUCGAAGGCAUCUUCCGCAAGAACGGCAACAUCCGUCGACUCAAGGAGCUGUCCGAGGCGCUCGACCGUGACAGCUCGGCAGUGAAUCUGCUCGAUGACAAUCCGGUUCAGCUGGCGGCGUUGCUCAAGAAGUUCCUGCGUGAGCUCCCGGAUCCGCUCAUGACGUUCAAGCUGCACAAGCUGUUUGUCAUGUCGCAAAAGCUGGAAUCCGAGGCGGAACGACGUCGCAUUCUGCACAUGGUGACCAUCUUGCUGCCCAAGGGUCAUCGCGACACGAUGGAGGUGCUGUUCGCUUUCCUCAAAUGGGUCGCAUCUUUCUCGCACAUUGACGAGGAGACGGGCAGCAAGAUGGAUUUGCCCAACCUGGCGACGGUGAUCUGCCCCAACAUUCUGUACAGCAAGGGAAGCGAUCCGACCAAGGACGAGACGUUCCUGGCCAACCGUGCUGUCUUGUACCUGCUUGAGCAUCAGGACGAGAUCUGGAAGGUGCCCGAGGAGCUCGAAGCGGUGUUGCAGGACAAGGAUUUGAUGAACGCUUCGUCGGACCUCACAUCGCGCGACAUUCUCAAGAAAUGCGAAAAGUACGCCAAGCUGCGCCAGAUGCGUGGCGGCAUCAGCAUGGGACGCAACGGCAGUGGUGGACCGCUUCACGCCGGCGAGCUGCAGAAUCGACAUCGACCGGAUGUACAUCCGCCCACGACGAUGCGGCAAGUGCAUCAGCGCGAGCAGAUGUUGCACCAGCAGCAGCAAAAUGCACACAGCCAGUAUUCGAGCAACAACGGCGCAUUGACGCCUGUGGGGACCGAGUUCUCGCGCAGCCCAGACAAGCAAGGUCCGUGGUCGGCGGGCGCUGUGCCGCCUGCCGGAUUCAGCAUGAGUCCGACGCAUCGCGGACCGCUGGGCAACCAGGGCCACACGCCGCAGAAGCCGCUCGGAUAUGCGCAGCAUGGCAAUCAAAACGGAUACGCAGGUCAAAAGCCCUUCUAUCAAGCGCAUGCGCAGCAACAAGCGCAGCAUAUGGUGCGCCAACCGGGCUCGGCGAGCGCCACCGGACUCGGGCCGCAGGCUUACAACUACCAAUCGCAGCAGAGCCAGCAACAGCAGCACUCGCUGUCGCAGGAUCAAGCGUAUACGAGGUUCUAUCGUGACGGCAAUGGAAGCGGUAGUGCCGUAGAGCAGAGGACUACUUAG